CCUGAUUAGCUAUCUGCUUUGAGUUGUCAGGUUUCCAUCAAAUGCUGUAUAUAUAUGUAUAUAUAUAUUUUUUUCGAAGAAAGUACAGUCCUUCAGUUUUCCUUCCAGAAGGGACCCAUUGGUCCAAUAGCUAGAGGCUGGAACUGAUAUAUAUGCCACUUGGAGAAUGGAAAAGUUACACAGGUCCCUUCUCUAUACCUUUAUGUUCUGUGUAGGCUGAAUAAGUACCAAACUUACUGAAGGAGACAAAAUGGAAUGAGUUCCUUAUUCCAGUCCUGGCCUUCAAACAAAGUGAAAGUGAAGAAUCCCUCCACUAUUUUCCUAUCAUCUUGUUGCUACUCAAAAUCAACGAUGUUUAAAUGGCUAACAGUGAAAUGAAACUAAGACUACUGGAUCCUUUAAUAAACACAGAACUGAGCAACAAGGCAUGCCAAAAAAGGACACGUAACAGCUGGAGCAUUGCUCUUUCACCGAAUGCAAACUAACCGGAAUUUAAAAAGAAAAAAAAUAGGAACCAAUAAUGUCCUCAAACAUUCCUGAGGUGAAGCAUAUCUCUCCAGCAUUUCAAUUUUUUUCCCCAUAUGUAUCUAAUGCAAAGUUUUAGAUGCCCCAGUCAACAGAAUCUUCCAUCAGAAAGUGAAGAUGGCUUAGAAGCUUUCAAGACAUCAUAGAUAAUGGAUUCCUCCAGUCAAUAUCAAAAUAAAAAUUCCACUAGUAAUUCCGAGAAUAAGGUUCUGAAACUUUGCCUGAAGCGAAUACGAAUUACUGGGAAAAGAUUAGCCUGGUGAAUCUAUUCUUGUACCUCUUGUAAGGUGUCAAGAGUUUUGACAAUUUCUGGUACAGAGGAAUAAUAGAUAGCAAAGCUGCUAUCCUAGAUUUAGAAAUAUAACUUGCAUAGAGGGGACCCACAAAUGCAGAGAACUGAAAGGACAAGAUCUCUUUCUCAGUCAGUGAAGAGAUUGGAUUGGGUCCAACCCUUAGAUGGCCCUGCUCAAGAUUCUAUGCCUCAGUUGGACCUACCACCAUUCUCUCUCUCCCUCUUCAUUCACUUAUAAGGAGACAUCUCGAGCACAUCCUUUAAUUGUGAGCAAAGAUUAAAGAAAAACUUAGAUAAGGAGCAGCUUCCGACGCUUCCUUUCAUCAAAUAUCAAUUCCAAGUUAAUAUUGUGUUACAUAGUAGGUAUUCAUAAAUCGCAUUUAAAGUGUCAAAGCAGAUAGGAAGCAGCACUAGAAGUUUCCAGACGAGGAGAUGUAUCAACAUCAAAUAAAGAGCCUUCACCCUUCCUCAAGAAUGUCUCUUCCUCCCGAAAGGCACCUGUUCCUGCAAGGUGGAAAUGGCCCUGGAGACUCCGGACUUGUUCUUUCUACUGAUGCUAAGCCAAGAUUAAAAUGGACUUCAGACCUCCAUGAAAGGUUCAUAGAAGCAGUCAAUCAACUUGGUGGAGCAGACAGUAAGAGAAUGAAUCACCAAUAAGUUUAAGAUUAUCUUAGUUUAUUAUCACGUUCAACCACUAAAUUUCUAUCACUUUACUUUUUGCAGAAGCAACUCCAAAAUCAGUAUUGAAGCUUAUGGGAAUUCAAGGGCUGACUUUGUAUCAUUUAAAAAGCCAUCUUCAGGUAACGGGAUAAUACAACACUGUUCAAUUGUUCUGUAUGUCAUAAAUUUAGAAUUAGUACCCCGUGACCUCUGUACACACAUUUCUAAACUUGUCAUCUGAACCAAAGAAGCGAAAUUAUUUACCAAUUAAUUCUACUUACAAGUUGGGGUGAACACGAAACUGACCUCUUAAUAUGUGCUGUCAGAAAUAUAGACUUAGCAAGAAUCUCCACGGACAAGCCAAUGCUGGAGCCAACAAAACUACUGCAGGAGAAAGGACCCCCGAUGUCAAUGCCACUCACAUUAAUAAUCCUAGCAUCGUACCUCAGGCCAACAAAAACCUACACAUAGGAGAAGCGAUAGAGAUGCAGAUCGAAGUGCAGAGAAGGCUUUAUGAGCAACUCGAGGUGCAACGUCACUUACAGCUCCGCAUAGAAGCUCAAGGAAAAUAUUUACAGGCAGUGCUCGAGAAAGCACAGGAGACACUUGGAAGACAGAACAUGGGAUCAAUGGGUUUAGAAGCUGCCAAGGUUCAAUUAUCAGAACUAACGAAAGUCUCCACCCAUUGCCUCAAUACAGCAUUUUCAGACAUGAAAGAACUCUCAGGUCUGUACCCCCAACAACAACAAACAUCCCAACCAACAGACAACUCCAUGGACAGCUGUUUGACGUCAUGUGAAGGUUCCCUGAGAGACCUAGAAAUGGCCAACAAUCCAAUGGUUGCCAGGUCUUUAAAUUUCACAAAAGCCACUGGGUUUAGCAACAUAAACAAUGAACAGUGUCUUGAACGUAGAUGGUGCGGAGACAUAAAAGAGAAGAGAAAGUUUCUGUCAUCUAUGAGUGAAGAGGAAACAGAAAAGGCAAGUGCUGCUGACAUAAAUGGAAGCAAUUUGUCAAUGAGCAUUGGGCUGCAAGGAGGUACAUGGAGUAGCAAUCACAGCAGCUACUCGGAGAAAAGAAUAAGAAGCACAGAGAGUAAUGACGUCAAAUUCUUUGAUCAACCUUCAAACAGAAACAAUUCCAUAGUGGCGGAAAAGAAGAGGUCCGCAGAAGAGUAUAAACUACCAUUCUUUGCUCCUAAACUGGAUCUAAACACUGACGAUAGUACUGAUGCAGCUUCAAGGUGCAAGCAGUUUGACCUGAAUGGUUUAAGCUGGCCUUGAGGAGUUAUACAUUAACACUAAAUGAGUAACGAACCCUUGUAAGAUUGGUGCUCUGAUUUUGAUUCUACCAGAGUUUCUUGAGAAAUUUUCAGGAUUUCCUAGCUAUCCCGAUGAAGGGGGUUGUAUGCCAUAACGCAUAGUUCAAUUAUCAACCGAUCAAAACCUUAAAUGCAAUAAUGUCAUUGCCUAAUUCAGCAAAUGAAAAAAUAACCUCCAUGGAAAUCAUCAAAUGUUCCGGUAUUUAAAUUGGUAAUAAAAUGUAAAUUGUUCUUACUACUAUUUUCAAAUUUUAUUCAACACAUCACAUUCAAAAAAAUCAUAAAUAAACUACGGGAAAAGAAAAAAAAAACAAAAUCAAAACCGAAAAUGUGGCUGAAUGAACGAGAACCACGGAGCAGCAAUUCAACAACCACUAAACAAAAAAAAAAAAAAAAUCAAUUGCGAUUCAGAAAAGAAAUCAGCUCAUGAACAAUCAUAGCAAUCCACUCUCCUGCUCUGAAUGUCCCAGCCACGGCGGCGAUAACAUUGAUCAUUGAAGGCAAUAUCAGGGUUUCAUUGAGAGAACAUAACAAAUCUAAAGCCGCGAAAACGAAGAUCAUGCACUUACCAGUUAACAGAAACGUACAAGUGAGCCAGCAGAGAUCACGAUCAGACUAACGGCGAGCCGAGGC
Oldenlandia corymbosa var. corymbosa is the source of this 3431-nucleotide messenger RNA. NCBI's taxonomy places the organism in Eukaryota, Viridiplantae, Streptophyta, Magnoliopsida, Gentianales, Rubiaceae. The record is from the annotation of a GenBank genome assembly.